AUGACACAAACAUUGACAGAAGACGACAUAUAUCGCACUUCCACCCAAUUCCGGCUAUGGUCCUUCUCGCCGGAGAGUCUGGCAGCACUACGGAAGCAAACACAUGAUCUCGCCAUUACACGCGCACGACAAUAUGCCGUCGAUGCAGAUAUACGAGAUGGCAAGAAAGAUGUGGACUGCCUGAGGCGGGAUGAGGAGCUUCGGCUGGUCCAACGAUACUGCGAGCAAAUCCGAACAACAAGCGACCAUUUCAAAUGGCCGGUCCACGUCAAGGCCACAGCAGUCCAAUACCUCCGCCGCUUCUACCUCUCCAACUCCGUGCAUACAUACCCACCAAAGGAAAUCUACAAAACUGUCCUCUUCCUCGCAUGCAAGACGGAGGCUACACACAUGACACUGUCAGAGUAUGCCAGACGCAUCAGCACUGACCCCGACGUGAUACUGGCGCCGGAGUACAAGAUCAUGCAGGCUUUGAGGUUCACGCUGGAUGUGCGGCAGCCGUAUCGAGGCUUGAAGGGUGUGCUGAUGGAGAUGCUGAACAUGGCUAAUGGGAUGGUGGGUGAAGUUGAGGGAGUGGAUACGAAGGGAGCGAGGGAGUUGCAGCAGGAUAUGCUGACGCUGGAACACCCGGGAACGCAGGCCACAACACCAUGGAAAGCACCUGGAUCUCGCAAAAUUGAUGGGAAGACUCUCGUGGAACGAAUCAACGCCGCAUAUUCCGCCGCCAGGACUCUCCUCGAUGGCCCAGCACUACUAACAGACGUCCACUUCCUCUACACACCAUCCCAGAUCCUUCUGGCAGCUCUACACCUCGCAGACGAGCCCUUGGCAUCUCUCUAUCUCAUGACCAAGCUCCCGCUAAAAUCAGACGCCCGGCCCAAAAUCCUAGCCACAAUCGCCGCCUGCGCCGACAUAAUCGGCAACUUCUCCACCAAGCAGAUUCUUUCAAAAGCGGAGCGAGCAGAUCUGGAGACGAGAUUGGAGCGGUGCCGAGACCCUUCAACCAAGGAUCUGGUCAAGACUCAUGCGGCUGCUAAGCGAGGAAGUGAGAGCGAUGAGGAGGUGAAGGUCCAGAAGCGGAAGGCGGCGAGGGAGAAGCAUCAGAAGGAGGGGGAUGAUUUGUUUGGGCCUAAUCUGGGUGGUGGGAGGGGGUGA
This is a messenger RNA of Recurvomyces mirabilis, 1155 nucleotides long. RefSeq lists its product as uncharacterized. Gene Ontology annotation, cellular component: nucleus; transcription factor TFIIK complex. NCBI's taxonomy places the organism in Eukaryota, Fungi, Ascomycota, Dothideomycetes, Mycosphaerellales, Teratosphaeriaceae. The transcript is spliced from 2 exons. Gene Ontology annotation, biological process: regulation of cyclin-dependent protein serine/threonine kinase activity; regulation of transcription by RNA polymerase II. Bases 1 to 1155 code for a protein of 384 amino acids. The record is from RefSeq and is a predicted model, not a curated record. Gene Ontology annotation, molecular function: cyclin-dependent protein serine/threonine kinase regulator activity.